Messenger RNA from Cryptococcus deneoformans JEC21, 1160 nucleotides. RefSeq lists its product as hypothetical. The record is from RefSeq and is a predicted model, not a curated record. The coding region runs from base 364 to 969 and encodes 201 amino acids. The transcript is spliced from 4 exons. NCBI's taxonomy places the organism in Eukaryota, Fungi, Basidiomycota, Tremellomycetes, Tremellales, Cryptococcaceae.
UGUUCGUUCCUACUACUCCACUCUAACCAAAAAAGGUGAUGACUGUCCAUUCUCCUUCCUGCAUAUGGUAAUAAAACCGUACCCGGUCUCUGCCGUUGCAUGCACACCAAAUGCGGGCAAUGCCAACGUCAUGCUGUGUGUUACAGCUUCUUGCUCGAUUCAAUCAUCAAUCAAUCAUUACUAGGAUACUUGGUUCGUUAACCCAGCAAGGAGUACAACGUGUGCCAUGCCAUCAUCAUAGCCUCUUUGACGACCGAUGAACGAUGGAUAUAUAAACCAGAAUAUACAGUUGUUCUCCCUCCAGCACUAUCGCCUUUGUCUUUUCAACAGCCUAUCGUUAACUCAUUAUUACAUCCUGCUAAAAUGAUCUUCGCCCUCGCUCUGUUCACCACUGCUGUUGCUGUGAAAGGUCUCUCGAUCCCAGGAGUGCGCGAUACACCUGCCAGUUCUACCACAUUGGCAUACAUCGGUUGUGUGGCAGAUGACUCAGUCUCGUCAUUGACCUCUGGCUCUGCUGCCACGAAUGCGGAGGCGCGAGAAUCUUGUGCAAGUACUUGUCUUCAACGAGGGGGCUCACAACUUGCAUACUUCAACCAAGAAGCCCAUUCUUGCGUAUGCGCAGGCGCGGAUCAGUAUCCAAGCUCUGGAGAAAUUGUCUAUGCCGAAGACAACUCGGGAAAUUGUCGUGAUUCAGACGGAGCCUCCGUCGACUAUAUCUUCUCUCCUUACACCCUUUCUCAGUGCUAUCUUACUUUGGACUCAGAGAUUGCACCAAGUUCCAACAUGACCUCCCCUUCUCCGUUAGACUGUCUCAAUACCUGCACCACCGAGUACCUAUCCAUUCGCCCCGAAUAUGACGAGGCGAAUGACCAGUAUGUGUACGAAUGCUCUUGCUGGGAAGAUCAGGUGCAGGGGGGGCAAAACUCCGAUUGUGGUUUCGGUAUUGAAGCUGUAUAUCGCAAGGCUUGAGUUGUAAUGGUAGAUAACAAAUAUUGAAAGUAUAAUUGAUAUCAUAUAAGGGUGUUACUUUUAAUGGCUAAAGCAAGGAGGAAGUCAGUCGGGGGAUUUAGCAAAACCCGCAUGAAUUACUAGUAUAAAGGCUAUGUCUAAGGAUAUAUAUAUUUCAAAUAUGCAUGGCGAAAUCUAAAACGGCUGAAUAA